AUGCGUAGUUACCGGCGGCUCGACAAGGUUGGGCAAGGGACGUACAGCGCGGUGUACCGGGGCCAAGACCUCACGAACGGCCGCGUCGUGGCGUUGAAGCACAUCCGGUUGGCGAACAUGGACGACGACUCGCUGGAGUUCAUGGCGAGGGAGAUUGACGUGUUGGCGCGGCUCGGGUCGCAUCCCAGCGUCGUCUCUUUAUUGGACGUGGCGUGCGGCAAGACCAAGUCUUCGAUGUACCUCGUGUUUGAGUACGUGGAGCACGACCUGGCGGGGUUGUUAUCGGUGGCGGAGAAGCACUCGCUGCGUUUGGGGCAGGUGAAGCGGCUGGCGUCUCAGCUGCUGAGCGCGCUCGCGCACUGCCACGCGAGGGGCGUGAUGCACCGAGACGUCAAGGGGAGCAACCUGCUCGUGUCCGACGAGGGGACGCUAAAGCUCGCGGACUUUGGCCUGGCGAGGAGGACACCCGGUAAGGGGAUGGAACCGCUGACGAACCGCGUGGUGACGCUGUGGUACAGGCCCCCGGAGCUCCUGUUGGGCGCGAGGGCGUACGACGGCGUCGCGCUCGACGCGUGGUCCGCCGGGUGCAUCAUCGCCGAGUUGCUCCACUUUUCGCCAAUCUUACCGGGACGGACCGAGGUGGAGCAGCUCCACAAGAUAUUCAAGCUGUGCGGCAGCGCCGACGCGGAGGAGGUGGUGAAGCGAAUCGAGCUCCAGAACCGCGCGCUCAAGGCGAAGAAGAGGAGCUCGGGCAAGGAGGGAGAGCAGAUUUCGCGGGGCGACCCUCCCCGACGGCAGGGUGGGCUUCAGGGACUUCGUCUCCAACAGGUCGACGCAGAGGCGGGUGGGGAUUGGGGACGGGCGGGUCAAGACGGGUGGAUUCGACCCGGCCAUCGCCAAGGCGGCGAUGCUCGAGGGUGGCGGCGGCGCCGGCGCUAAAAAGCCGCGGACGGUGGCAUCCCCGGACGAGGACGAGCGACGCAGGCAGGAGUACAGGGCGCGGGUGAAGAAGGAGGACAGCGCCAAGGCGAUGAAGCGCGCGUCGAUGGACACCGCGCGGCUGUGAAUCGUAAUGGCACGAACAGACGCCCUCUGUGCGACAUACCUCGAGGGCGUCUCUUUGAAACUGUGAAACUUGCACCACGAGUUGGUUUGAAAA
Micromonas commoda is the source of this 1159-nucleotide messenger RNA. RefSeq lists its product with no specific name. The transcript is spliced from 2 exons. Gene Ontology annotation, molecular function: cyclin-dependent protein serine/threonine kinase activity; RNA polymerase II CTD heptapeptide repeat kinase activity; ATP binding. Lineage: Eukaryota; Viridiplantae; Chlorophyta; Mamiellophyceae; Mamiellales; Mamiellaceae. Gene Ontology annotation, cellular component: cyclin-dependent protein kinase holoenzyme complex; nucleus. Bases 1 to 939 code for a protein of 312 amino acids. Gene Ontology annotation, biological process: positive regulation of transcription elongation by RNA polymerase II; protein phosphorylation. The record is from RefSeq and is a predicted model, not a curated record.